Molecule: messenger RNA, 2148 nt
Organism: Paramacrobiotus metropolitanus
Lineage: Eukaryota; Metazoa; Tardigrada; Eutardigrada; Parachela; Macrobiotidae
Exons: 3
Coding region: 69-1901 (610 amino acids)
Molecular function (GO): protein binding
Source: RefSeq, a predicted model, not a curated record
ACGCCACGCAAAACUCAAAUAAGUGCACAAGAAGCUUUAAGUGCUGCCAGAUUUUUACCCACGAAACCAUGCUUGUGCUGCUAAUCUUACAGAUCCUUGCUGCGGCACAAUGUAUGCGUGUGCCUCAUCCGAAAUGCACGUACAGCGGUGGUGGUGUCUAUUUAUCCUGCGAGCAGUCUCCGCUGGAAUUUCCUACAACCUUCACAGGCGACGCCGUUGCUACCAACGUGCAGCACAUCGAUCUCAACUGUCCCCGAUCUUACUCCAAAAACUACUGUAACGUUCUGCAGGACAAAUUCGCUCCGUUACCAUUUCGGUCGGAAAUCGUUAAAGUCGUUCUGUCCGGAUUCCGCAGCGACAGUGGCCAACGCACGCCGAUCCACGAAUUCCUCAAACUGGUUAGGCAGAAGAUAACCACAUUAAGCAUCCAGUACAGCGUGAUUAAAUACCUCGAUGCGGAAUAUUUUCGCGGAUUUAGUUCACUAAAGGCGCUGUACCUGAGCAAUAACGAUAUCACAUCGGUGGACGUGAAUACAUUCCAAGCGCUAACAUACCCGACUGUGCCGGUUCUGGGACGCUUAGUUGGGCAAAAAUUGCACACGAUUUCAUUAUCGCAUAAUGCGUUGCAAGAGCUGGAUUGGAGUGCAUUCCAACCGCUUGGAAAAAGCCUGGAAAAUAUUCAUCUGGAAUCGCAAAAUCCCAAAUUGAAAACGCUGGAGCGUUCUGGUCGAGCAUUUCGGUUACGGCUACGUACACUGAGUUUGCACAGCAAUGGGUUACCAUCGAUUGACAAAGCCGUCCUUACGACUCUAACGCCACUUGGAUCUGCUAAUUUUGAUUUCGAUUUUCGAUGGAACAACUUCUGUCUAAGUAAUGCAGACUGCUCGUGCUGCGACAUAAUGGAUUUCCUGCGCUGGAUCGGUAGCCUGCCGCGGACCACCGCCAGCACCGGGGUGCAGUUCACGUGCGGAUCGAAGAAUAUACUGCACGGCAGUGCCAGUACGUUCAAAGUGGACCAUUUUCGCAGUUGCGCAAUUACGUCUAAUUCGUUCAUGCACCGGGGCUGCCACGAAGUACCGCCUCUUGAGAUUUCCUGCCACAACGAAACAAUAAAGUCUUCUCUCAGCGAUUUAGAAAAUACAGAUGCUAGUCGCCUAAUAAUUUCAGCAGCAUCUGGGAGCCGCUGUUCAUCAUUUUUGACUAGCAUCAAAAAUAAAGCUACAACCAUGACUGUAGUUACAGCAGCUUCGGUGCAUCCAGCAACUACCUUCACCUGCGCACAUGGUAAUGUGACUGUCCGAGGGGAUAACCGUAACGAGCACGGCAAUUCCGAACGCCUGACUUUUAUCAACGAUCUCUCACUACCAUGCCAACAACAUUUCGACAACAUUCUGCAACACGUUGGUGACCUUAUGGUCAACUUCGACAAUGCUUCGGCAGUCGUGCAUCUAUCCUCGCAAAUUACCGUUUUAGCCAUCGAAGAUUGGUUAGCUGACUUCCAAGUGUGUCCGCUGCAUCCACCGCUAAUCAUCAACUGCACAAACGGUGUGGUGACGUUCUCCGAGCGCGGAGUAGCGGCGACGAAAGCCACCACGGUGCUCGUCCACGCCGACCAGUCGUUUCGCUGCCGGAAUGUCAUCUACGAUGUCCACCGAUACAUUGUCCGUCAGGAGACGACGAAAAUUGAAUCUGCUUCCCGAGAUGGAUGGAGUGAGAGUGUCGUGGCGGUGUGCCAGAAAGGUCAAGUGGUACUGUCGGAUGGCAAUCCGGAUGUCUCAUUAGCGACGACACUGGAAUAUCAUUCAGCACCAAAUGCGCUGUGCCGGAAGGCGUUUUAUGGGCUGUUGAAUUUUGUAAUGGACAACUGGAUAACCGACUGUUUCGCUUGUCAAUUUUUAUGAUUUACUCCAUCCUGGUUUCAGAUAUCUAGUGCAGAUUAGGUACUUCAAGAUGAGGAGUGAAACGUAUACAAGUACACAUGCAACUGAUUUGUUAAUAAUUAACUACAAUAAUAAGCUACGAGUUUCGAUCCUUUAUUAUUCUACGCAUAUCUGGUGAAAAUUUUAAGUGAUUUCUUGACGUGUUACCUGUACAGCACUGCUUUACACACGCGCAUGUACUUAGAUUAUACACAGCUCUAUAUUUAUU